Larimichthys crocea (large yellow croaker) is the source of this 3072-nucleotide messenger RNA. It is a transcript of the gene galnt17, whose product is annotated as polypeptide N-acetylgalactosaminyltransferase 17. Gene Ontology annotation, molecular function: polypeptide N-acetylgalactosaminyltransferase activity. NCBI's taxonomy places the organism in Eukaryota, Metazoa, Chordata, Actinopteri, Sciaenidae. The record is from RefSeq and is a predicted model, not a curated record. Gene Ontology annotation, biological process: protein O-linked glycosylation. The coding region runs from base 776 to 2575 and encodes 599 amino acids. The transcript has 12 exons. Gene Ontology annotation, cellular component: Golgi apparatus.
AUAAGCGCUGUGUCGGCUAUAGAGAGAAUUAGAGGAAAUAACAAAGCACAACAAGCAACAAGGGCGUGUAGAACAACAGGAAACAUCACAGGAAACGUGGAUAUAAACGUAGCUGACUGGAUGAGGAGAGGCAGAAAUCAGGACGCAUUCCUCGCUGCUGCUGCUGCUGCUGCUGCUGCGUCCCCGGAUCCUUCCGUACCUUCACCGGAGGAUGCUGCAUCUCUUGAACCGCUGCUCCCUGCUCACAAUCCGCCGCUCGGUCUCCCUCAUCAGCACCUGGAUGUGAAUAUCAGGACGUGUGUGAACAGAAAGGUGGACUGAACAUUUAGGAGGGUUUAUUUUUCUCUCUCUCUCUCUGCGAGGAUUUGGCUGGAGCGCGGUCCUAAUCGGUCGCAUCACCGCCGACUUCAGUGAGACGCAAAGGAGGAAAAAAAAAAAAAAAAGACGAGCUUGAUCAUCUCCUCACUGUUCAAUUAUUAAGGAGACCUCAAGACCAACAUAUGCUGGAAUCUUUGUCUAACAUCCUCCGUGCAUGAUCUUUGAAGCGGGCUUGAGGUGGCGGUGACACGGAUGAAAGCCGAUGGCCAGGCGCCCCAGAUUUCCUCAGAAGGGGGAUGCAACCUAAAAUAACCCCGGUGCCAAAUGCUUUCCGCACAGCCGAGGGAGCCCUGAAUCUGUGACACCUUCGGCUUCUCCGGAGACUCUCCCCCCCUGUCCUGUCCUGUCCUGUCCCCCCUCCUCCACCAUACGGAGCCCGGACACCGGCGACUUUUUAAUGGCUUUUGUGUUCAGGAGAUGGAGGGUUUUACUGGUGCUGAACGUGCUCGCCGUCGCUGGCUUCAUGACUUACUGGACCAAGUGCAACACGCGCAGCGUCCAAGCCGCCGGUCUGGAUGCUCCGGCUGACGGGAAGAGGCCCCGGGGCAACGGGACGGCGCAGGGGCCCAGCGUCAGCCAUGAGGUGCUGCUGAAGAGGCUGAGCUCGCUGGAGGACGUGGUGUACAGGCAGUUGAACGGUCUAUCUAAAUCUCUGGGUCUGAUUGAGGGCUUCGGGGGUCGGGGUAAAGGCGGCCUCCCUGCCACGCUGUCACCAUCUGAGGAGAGCGACGCCAAAUACCUGAGGGAGAAGUACGGCUACAACGCCUACCUCAGCGACAGAAUCUCUCUGGAUCGGACCAUACCGGACCACCGGCCUGGCAAAUGCAGAAAGGUCAGCUACCCGAGAGACCUCCCCCAGAUCUCCCUCAUCUUCAUCUUUGUCAACGAGGCUCUGUCGGUGAUCCUGCGCUCAGUCCACUCGGCUGUCAAUCACACGCCGGCUCACUUGCUCAAAGAAAUCAUCCUGGUGGACGACAACAGCGAUGACGAGCAGCUGAAAGGUCCGCUGGAGGAGUACGUGAACAAGCGCUACCCCGGCCUGGUGAAGAUCGUCAGGAACCAGAAGAGAGAGGGACUGAUCCGAGCCAGAGUCGAGGGCUGGAAGGUGGCCACCGGCGAGGUGGCGGGCUUCUUUGACGCCCACGUGGAGUUCACCCCGUCCUGGGCCGAGCCGGUUCUGGCCAGAAUAAAAGAGGACCACAAGAGGAUCAUUCUGCCCUCCAUCGAUAACAUCAAGCACGACACGUUCGAGGUGGAGCGCUACGAGAACUCGGGCCAUGGCUACAACUGGGAGCUGUGGUGCAUGUACAUCAGCCCGCCCAAACAGUGGUGGGACGAGGGCGACAUAUCUGCUCCCAUCAGGACUCCCGCCAUGAUCGGCUGCUCCUUCGUGGCCAACCGUCAUUACUUUGGCGAACUCGGCCUGCUCGACUCGGGCAUGGACGUCUACGGAGGGGAGAAUAUCGAACUGGGCAUCAGGGUGUGGCUGUGUGGAGGCAGUAUGGAGGUGCUGCCUUGUUCCAGGGUGGCUCACAUCGCUCGGACGAAGAAACCCUACCACAGUAACAUAGCUUUCCACACGCGGCGUAACGCUCUACGAGUGGCUGAGGUCUGGAUGGACGAGUACAAGUCCAACGUCUACCUGGCCUGGAACAUCCCCAUGGAGAACCACGGUAUUGAUUACGGAGACGUCUCUCCGAGGGUUGCGCUGAGGAAGAAACUGCAGUGUAAAAGCUUUGAGUGGUACCUCGACAAUGUUUACCCAGAGAUGAGGAGGUACAACAACACCCUGUUCUACGGAGAGAUUCGUAACUCCAAAGCGAGCCACCUGUGUAUGGAUCAGGGUAUGAAGGAGAACCACACGGCCACCCUGCACCCCUGCCAUGGAUGGGGUCCUCAGUUGGGACGUUACACCAAAGAGGGUCAGCUGUUCCUGGGCGCUCUGGGCAGCACCGGCGAGGACACUCACUGCGUGGUGGACGAUCAGGUCAGCAACCUCCCUCAGAUGCUCAACUGUGACAAGAUCAGCAACGUGAAGCAGAAGACGUGGCACUUCUCCCAGAAUGCUUCGAUCAUAAACCGAGCCUCGGGACGCUGUCUGGAGGUCGUGCCAGCUAAGGUUUACUUUGGCCACCUGCUGGUCCUGCAGCCCUGCUCCGGGCAGAGGUGGAACAUCAAGAACACCAUGAAGCCGUAGUCUACGGGCCAAUUUCACUGGGACCAAUGACACCACAGGACAUUUUCAGGAGCUCUUACCUGACCUCAGCUCGGCCUGAGAGAAAACUGAUGAGGCUGGAGAAGCUCCUCUUCUUAACAAAACGCUGAGACGGUGAUCUGAGCUGGGAACAUCUCAGUGAUACAUUUUCUGAAAAAAACAAAUCUUUUUUAUUUACGAACUGAACAUUCAAGUUUAGCAUGAGGACUCCAUCUGAAUUUGACAAACCUUCAGUGUGACGUUGCCAUAUUUCCUGUACGUGCCACUUCUUUACGGUGUGUUUUAGGUUUAAGGGUGCGGACUUCAGCCAAAAGUGUGUUCUGUCUCAUGUCGAGAGCGGUCGCUGUCCUUCAAAAUGUUUCUGCAUUGUUUCAUUCUGUGUCAUGUUAGGUCUUUUAAGGUGAAUAAAAGAAUACAACUUUCAGUAAUAUGCACUGAUCAGAAUACGUUGGUAGGUUGACAUUUUAGCUUAAGAUACC